CCCAACUGCUACCUCCGAAAAGAAGCGAGGAGGACGAGGAGGAAAAUUUCGAAACGCGCGGCGGCGUUUCGGCUUCGGUCUCUCCCUGGUGGCUGCCGCCGGCUCUCCUCGACCCGACCUCCGUUGCGGAGUCCCCAACUGUUACUUACAGGGAGGGAGGGGACAGGGUAGAGGCGGGAGAGAGGAGAGGGAUGGUGGUGCCCGGUGGCGGCAGCUUCUUGCUGCUGCUGCUGCCUUCGCUGCUCGGUGGCACGGCCCUGCUCGCGGACGCGGCCAGGGUGGUGUCCGCCGAUGUAUCAGCGUCGUCGCCGCCUGCGCCUUCGCCGGCGGCUGACGCGCCCUUUCUUCCGGAUGUGAUGUCUCCUGAAGCUGCACGGGUCCAAACUGGGGGAGAUAACCAUUACCUAAAACAGGUCCUCGUUGCUGUCAUCUUGGCACUUGUUGCAGUCAUUGUGAUCGUGGUUUCAGCAAUUUAUGCAUGGACCUUCUGGAGAAAGGCUCGGGAAGCUCUGAACUCCAAGGACAUCAAAAUAUCAAAUGCUAAUAACGGGAACAUGUUGUUACCCGUCCUGGGCAAACUGAACUUGUUGAAAAUGUCCAAGAAAGAAGUGAUUGCAAUGAUGGACUUCUCAGUCCUAGAGUCGGCUACUGGGAAGUUUAAUGAGAAGAAUAUAUUGGGAAAAGGUGGUUUUGGUUGUGUAUACAGGGCUUGCCUUGAUAGAAGUCAUGUUGCAGCUGUCAAGAAACUGGACUGUUGUAGGCAGGAAGUUGAGAAAGAGUUUGAGAAUGAAUUGGAUUUCCUUGGGAAAAUUCGGCAUCCCAACGUGAUCUCUGUGUUGGGAUAUUGUAUUCAUGAAGAUAUAAGGCUGCUCGUUUAUGAGCUAAUGCAAAAUGGUUCUCUUGAAACACAGCUACAUGGACCUUCCCGUGGUUCAGCUUUAAGUUGGCACAUUCGCUUGAAAAUUGCUCUUGAUGCCGCAAGAGGAUUGGAACACCUUCAUGAGCAUUGCCAUCCUAUGAUUAUACACAGAGAUAUAAAAUCAUCCAAUAUACUUCUUGACACAAACUUCAACGCAAAGAUAUCAGAUUUUGGCCUCGCAAUAUAUGGUGGGGACCACAACAAAGAUGACAUAAAACCUUCAGGAACUGUUGGUUAUGUUGCGCCGGAGUAUCUUCUUGAUGGUCAAUUAACUGAGAAGAGUGAUGUGUAUGCUUUUGGGGUGGUUCUUCUUGAGCUUUUACUGGGAAGGAAGCCAGUGGAAAUGAUUGGAGAAUCUCAUUGUCAAUCUAUUGUUUCAUGGGCCAUGCCUCAGAUAACUGAUAGAACAAAGCUGCCCAAUAUAAUUGAUCCAGUCAUCAGAAAAACCAUGGAUUUGAGACAUCUUUAUCAGGUUGCUGCAGUAGCCGUCCUCUGUGUCCAGCCGGAGCCAAGCUACAGACCACUGAUCGCAGAUGUUCUCCACUCCCUCGUUCCUCUUGUCCCUGUGGAGCUUGGGGGAACAAUGAGGGUGGUAGAACAUUCUCGUCAGGCAGGCUAAAGAAAUGGAAUAUUUUCUGAACAAAAUAUGCCAUAUCUGACGGCCACAAGGAAUUCAUCCAUGCUGCUCAUUUCCAAGGUGGUUAUAAUGAGUGGAGUGCCUGAUCUAUUUGAGAGGGAACAUUUUGUUCCAUCGCCAUUAUUGAACAUCGAUGGAGGCCUGACAAAUUACUGCCAAGAUAUUUAAGAGUCUAAGAGUGUUGCAUAAGAGCAACCAUGGUUUUUGGAGGUAGCUUAGCUUUGUUGUUGUCAGGUUGUCUCAUGUAAAUUCCACUGCAAGUAGGUUUCAUGUAAAUUUCAGGUCUUGGGCAUUCAUGAUAUUUAAUUACAAAAAAUCCAUUCAUAUUAAUUCUAAAACACAUUUCAGAUU
Molecule: messenger RNA, 1907 nt
Organism: Phragmites australis (common reed)
Lineage: Eukaryota; Viridiplantae; Streptophyta; Magnoliopsida; Poales; Poaceae
Product: probable receptor-like protein kinase At1g80640
Exons: 10
Coding region: 192-1538 (448 amino acids)
Biological process (GO): protein phosphorylation
Molecular function (GO): ATP binding; protein kinase activity
Source: RefSeq, a predicted model, not a curated record